AUGGAUCUCGUGAACUUUACGACUGUCAUCGACAAUGGGUUUUUGGAUGAGGCGCCGUCGAGCCGCGUCCUUACUGGCUGUUUCCUCUCACUGCUCAUCCUCACCACCCUGCUGGGCAACACGCUGGUCUGCGCAGCCGUUACCAAGUUCCGGCACCUGCGCUCUAAGGUGACCAACUUUUUCGUGAUCUCGUUGGCCGUGUCCGACCUCUUGGUUGCCAUCUUGGUGAUGCCGUGGAAGGCGGUGACAGAGAUCGCCGGGUUCUGGCCGUUUGGCUCCUUUUGUGACACCUGGGUGGCUUUUGACAUCAUGUGCUCCACGGCGUCCAUUUUGAACCUUUGCAUCAUAAGCCUGGACCGCUACUGGGCCAUCUCCAGCCCGUUUCGCUACGAGAGGAAGAUGACACCCAGAGUGGCCUAUGUGAUGAUCAGCGUGGCCUGGACGCUGUCUGUCCUCAUUUCCUUCAUCCCGGUGCAGCUCAACUGGCACAAGGCCCAAACUAAAUCUUACACCCCUCUGGCUGGGUCAUCUGUCUCUCUGGGAUCAAAUGCUACAUCUUACAGCAGCCUAGAGAAUUGUGACUCGAGCUUGAACAGAACCUACGCCAUCUCCACCUCUCUCAUAAGCUUCUACAUCCCCGUGGUGAUCAUGGUGGCCACCUACACCCAGAUUUACCGCAUCGCCCACAGACAAAUCAGGAGGAUCUCUGCCCUGGAGCGGGCGGCCGAAAGUGCCAAGAACAGACACGACAGCAUGGGGGGAGGCUCCAGCAUCGCAGAGUCCGAGAGCUCUUUCAAAAUGACGUUCAAGAGGGAGACGAAGGUGCUGAAGACACUGUCGGUGAUAAUGGGGGUGUUCGUGUGCUGCUGGCUCCCAUUUUUCAUCCUCAACUGCAUGGUGCCCUUCUGCGAGCAGUCGAGCGGAGGGGAGGCUUUCCCCUGCAUCAGCCCCACCACGUUUGACGUGUUCGUGUGGUUCGGCUGGGCUAAUUCCUCCCUCAACCCCAUCAUCUAUGCCUUCAAUGCAGAUUUCCGCAAGGCCUUCUCCAUCCUGCUGGGCUGCCAGAGACUGCAUCCAGGAGGCCACAACAUAGAGACGGCCAGUCUAAACAAGAAAUGA
This is a messenger RNA of Stegastes partitus (bicolor damselfish), 1119 nucleotides long. It is a transcript of the gene drd1a, whose product is annotated as dopamine receptor D1a. NCBI's taxonomy places the organism in Eukaryota, Metazoa, Chordata, Actinopteri, Pomacentridae. Gene Ontology annotation, molecular function: dopamine neurotransmitter receptor activity, coupled via Gs; G protein-coupled receptor activity. The transcript has a single exon. Gene Ontology annotation, biological process: adenylate cyclase-activating adrenergic receptor signaling pathway; G protein-coupled dopamine receptor signaling pathway; positive regulation of MAPK cascade. The coding region runs from base 1 to 1119 and encodes 372 amino acids. The record is from RefSeq and is a predicted model, not a curated record. Gene Ontology annotation, cellular component: plasma membrane.